GAGCGCGCGCCCGCCAUGGCCACGCUCGGCCUGUCCAAGGUGUUCAUCCUCGACAAGUACUUCACCGAGCUGCAGAAGUUCUGGGAGACGGAGAAGAAGCUGCAAGACGCGUCGUCGUCGAACGAGGCGGUGCACCUGCAGCGGCGGCUGCUGAGCCUGAGCUCGGAGCUGGUCACCCUCCGCAACCACCUGCACGUGGGCGGCGCGGCGCCGGGCGGCAGCCAGCCCGCCGUGCCGCCGCGCGCGCCGCUGCCGCCCGCCCGCGCCCGCGCCGCCGCCGCACCCGCACCCGCCGCCGCCGCACCCGCACCCGCCGCCGCCGCCAGGUGAAGUAGCGGCACCGCACUGCGCGCAGGCUGCGCCAGCCGGGCUUGUGUCGCAGAAUCGCGACGCGCGGGCGCGGCGCCGGCCUGCGACGUGGACGACCUCAUCCACCUGCGCGGCCCGCUCACCGAGGACGCCGUGGUGCGCGCGCUGCAGGCGCGCUUCCACCAUAACAAGUUCUACACGUCCGUGGGGCCCAUCCUCAUCGCGCUGAACGCGUACACGGACACCGGCAACGCGCUGACGCCCAACGCGGCGCGCGCGCAGCGGCCCGAGCUGGCGCGCCUGGUGCAGGACGCCGUGCGCCACCAGGCCGACACGGGCUGCCCGCAGGCCAUCGUGCUGUCGGGCGUGUCGGGCUCGGGCAAGACGCACGCGUCCAUGGUGCUGCUGCGGCGCCUGUUCGACGUGGCGGGCGGCGGGCCCGAGACGGACGCCUUCAAGCACCUGGCCGCCGCCUUCACCGUGCUUCGCUCGCUGGGCACGGCGGCCACGCACGCCAACUCCAACUCCAGCCGCAUCGGGCACUUCAUCGAGGUGCAGGUGACGGACGGCGCGCUGUACCGCACCAAGAUCCAUUGCUACUUCCUGGACCAGACGCGCGUGGUGCGGCCGCCGGCGGGCGAGCGCAACUACCACAUCUUCUACCAGCUGCUGGCCGGCCUGGCGCCCGAAGAGCGCGCGCAGUUGCACCUGGACGGCUACUCCGCCGCCGACCUGCGGUACCUGGCCACGAGCUCGCCGCGCCGCGCCGAGGCGGAGGACGCGGCGCGCUUCGCCGCGUGGAAGAGCUGCCUGGGCGUGCUGGGCAUCCCCUUCCUCGACGUGCUGCGCGUGCUGGCCGCCGUGCUGCUGCUGGGCAACGUGCACUUCAGCGACUCCGCGGACGGCCAGGCCGAGCCCACCGGGGAGGCGGAGCUGGCGGCGGCGGGCGCGCUGCUGGGCGUGGGCGCGGCGGCGCUGCUGCGCGGGCUGGGCGCGCGCGGCGGGCGGCGCGGCGUGCGCGCGGCGGCGGGCGCGGCGGCGGCGGGCGCGGCGCGCGACGCGCUGGCCAAGGCGCUGUACUGCCGCACCGUGGCCACCAUCGUGCGGCGCGCCAACUCGCUCAAGCGGCCGGGCUCCGCGCCGGGCACGCUGUCGUCGGACUCGGGCGAGUCGGCGGCGCGCGCGGCGGGCGGUGCUCGCGGCCGCGCGGGCGCGCGCUCCAUGGCGGCGCUCAACGACGCCGUGCGCCACGCCACGGACGGCUUCGUGGGCAUCCUCGACAUGUUCGGCUUCGAGGACGCCGCGCCCAGCCGCCUGGAGCACCUGUGCGCCAACCUGUGCGCCGAGACCAUGCAGCACUUCUACAACACGCACGUGUUCAAGUCGUCGCUGGAGUCGUGCCGCGAGGAGGGCGUGGCGGGCGCGCUGGACGUGGAGUACGUGGACAACGUGCCGUGCAUCGACCUGGUGUCGUCGCUGCGCAGCGGGCUGCUGGCGGCGCUGGACGCCGAGUGCGCGGCGCGCGGCUCGCCCGAGCAGUACGUGGCGCGCGUGCGAAGCGCACACAGGUCGCACCCGCGGCUGGCGGAGCCGCGGCCGCCGCACGCGCGCCGCUUCGCCGUGCGCCACUUCGCGGGCGAGGUGACGUACGACGCGAGCGACUUCCUGGACGCCAACCGCGACGCCGUGCCCGACGAGCUACUGGCCGCCUUCGACGCGCGCUGCUGCGACUUCGGCUUCGCCACGCACCUCUUCGGCGCCGAGCUCAAGGCGCUGGCGGCGGCGGGCGGGCCGGCGGGCGCGCAGUUCCGCGCGUCGCCCACGGCCGGCGGCGUGGCGGGCGCGGGCCCCGCGGGCGCCAGCACGCUGACGCAGGACUUCCACACGCGCCUCGACAACCUGCUGCGCACGCUGGUGCACGCGCGCCCGCACUUCGUGCGCUGCGUGCGCGCCAACGCCGCCGAGACGCCGCUGCUGUUCGAGCGCGCGUGCGUGGCGCGCCAGGUGCGCGCGCUGCAACUGCUGGAGACGGCGCAGCUCAUGGCCAGCGGCUACCCGCACCGCAUGCGCUUCCGCGCCUUCGCCGCGCGCUACCGCGCCGAGCACGAGUCGGGCGCCGCGUGCGCGCGCGUGCUGCGCGCCGUGGCCGCCGCCGCCGCGCCGCCCGCGCCCGCCUCGCCCGCCGCCGUGCGCUGGGCGCUGGGCAAGCGCCACGUGUUCCUCAGCGAGGGCAUGCGCCAGGUGCUGGAGCGCAUGCGCCGCGCGCGGCGCCAGGCGGCCGCCGAAGUCAUCCAGGCGGCGUGGCGAGCGAGCCGUGCGCGCGCGCCGCGCUCGGUCGCCGGCUCGCUGGCGCGGCCCGCGCCGCCGCGCCGCCCCGCGCCGCCGACCGUGCCGCCGGCCGCGCCGCCGCCCGCGCCCGGCAAGUGCGACCCGCAGCUCGUGAAGCGCACGUGCUCGCUGUUCGGCCUGGACCUGGAGCGGCCGCCGCCGCUGCCGCCGCCGCGCGCCUACACCGUGGCCGACGGCGUGAAGCUGGGCUACCCGCAGCAGCGCUGCGUGGCGGCCGACUGGGCCGACGGCGCCGUGUCGCUGCGCGCCGGCGACGCCGUGCUGGCGCUGGGCGCGGCGCGGCGCGGGCACGUGACGGUGCAGGUGCGCGGGCGCACGCUGCCGGUGCCGCACGCCGUGCUGGCGCCGCCGCGCGCGCCGCGCCCCGCGCCGCCGCCGCCGCCCGCGCCCGCCUGA
Pararge aegeria (speckled wood butterfly) is the source of this 3054-nucleotide messenger RNA. It is a transcript of the gene dachs, whose product is annotated as unconventional myosin-Ia. Gene Ontology annotation, biological process: actin filament organization; vesicle transport along actin filament. Gene Ontology annotation, cellular component: vesicle; cytoplasm; actin cytoskeleton. Lineage: Eukaryota; Metazoa; Arthropoda; Insecta; Lepidoptera; Nymphalidae. Gene Ontology annotation, molecular function: cytoskeletal motor activity; ATP binding; actin filament binding. The record is from RefSeq and is a predicted model, not a curated record.